Molecule: messenger RNA, 3073 nt
Organism: Spea bombifrons (plains spadefoot toad)
Lineage: Eukaryota; Metazoa; Chordata; Amphibia; Anura; Pelobatidae
Gene: ZNF512B
Product: zinc finger protein 512B
Exons: 17
Coding region: 74-2134 (686 amino acids)
Molecular function (GO): zinc ion binding
Source: RefSeq, a predicted model, not a curated record
UACCGCGAGAGUUCGGGCUCCGGGGGCGGAGAGACGAUCAGCGCAUGACGGAGAACUGCGGGGCCCGGUAGACAUGGCUGACCACCUGCCCACCGGUACCCGGAGAAAUAUGCCCAGGACCAACCGUUCCCGAGCUGCCCCCCAGAUCACCGUCCCUACCCCUGAUCCUGAGAACCAUCUGGCCUCAGAACGUCCGAGAAUCGAUGGCCCCUCUGCUCGGGAAAUGGCUCAGCGGAAAUAUCCGAGGACCGGACGCCGAGAGCUGCGGGUGAUACCGGCCUCCCUCAUCAGCCAGUGGAAGGAGAUGUUUAAGUCUCAGUCCAGAGUGAAAUGUCCAAAUUCUUGCUGUUGGCUUCAGUUCCCCAGUGUUUACAGCCUGAAACAGCAUUACGAGCGCUGCCAGGGGGCCGGACUCUCCUCCCGUUUGCGGUUCUCCUGCACGUUCUGCGAAGCCGUCUUUAUCUCCAAGUCUCAGCUGCAGAAACAUCUGAUUUGGAAUCAUCCAGACCUCGGAGGCAACAGGGAGAAAAGGCCUCAACAACCAGCAUUCUGCAGAGGGGCAAAAGAGAGAGCGGCUGAGAAACUCCAGCCCAGGCGUUCAAAACACACAAAACUGCAAAAGCCCCCAGAGGAGAAUGGGAAGGAGACCCCCGGAGUCAGACGUGGAGAUACGUCCAACGAGGACCCAGAAAGGAUGAAACACAGAAGGAAACAAAAAACUCCAAAGAAGUUCACCGGGGAGCAGCCGUCCGUUAGCGGGACCUUCGGCCUGAAAGGACUCGGGAAAGUAGACGAUAAAUCCUGGGGAAGACGGGUAAGGCCGGUAUGCGUACGGACCAAAGAAGUGAUGAAGAGGAGGGAUGGUCCCAGCAUCCGACGUGAUCACGCAGUACCAGCUGCAGGCAGUUUGGACGAUGCGUGCCUACGUCAUGGUAAUAAGAGGGGGGUGGUGACGUGUCCUAACUGUGUCUCCGUCACGCGUAAAACCAUGGCUGGUCUGAAGAAGCACAUGGACGUAUGUGAGCAGCUGCAGGAAGCCUUGCGGUGUCAACAUUGCAGGAAACAGUUCAAGUCCAAGGCUGGUCUCAAUUAUCACACGAUGGCCGAGCACGUCAACAAGUCUUCCAGUCCUGAUGAUACCCCCCGAGAUGAACAGAAAGAGCGUGAGCGCCUGCGCAGAGUUCUGAAACAGAUGGGGAAGUUGCGCUGCCCGAAGGAGGAUUGCUCCGCCUCCUUCUCCAGUUUGAUGGGGUAUCAGUACCACACUCAGCGCUGUGGGAGGCAGCAGACGGCGGGCGACAGGCUGCGCUUCUCCUGUCCGUACUGUAGCAGGGAAUACCAGUCCAAGGCCGGCAGAGAUUACCACGUGCGAUCCGAGCACUGCCAGCUCCAGGCCCCCACGGAGCCCACGCAAGCAGUGGUGGAGGCAGAGCUGGAGGACAUCGAGCGGACGCCCAGUGGCCGAAUACGGCGCCAGUCGGCCCAGGUGGCCAUCUUCCAUCUGCAGGAAAUCGCCGAAGAUGAACUCGCCAAGGAUGGUGGGAGAAGGAGGAUGCGAGAGGACCUGGUACCUGACAGCAAAAGGCUGAAUUACCUGCGCCCCGGCCUGCCGACCUUCAACCCCCAGCUCCUGGACUCCUGGAAAAGCCGCGUGAAGGAGAACGGAUUCAUCUGCUGCCCGAAUAACUGCUGUGAAGCAAUAUACUCCAGCGUGUCCGGACUGAAGGCUCAUCUAGCCAACUGCACCAAGGGGGCUCACUCCGUGGGCAAGUAUCGCUGCCUCCUGUGUCAGAAAGAGUUCAGCUCUGAGAGUGGUGUGAAGUAUCACAUCCUGAAGGCACACUCACAGAACUGGUUCCGAGCUUCCGCCGUCUCUUCGCCCCUCAAAAGAAAAUCGCCUUCUUCCAUCUGCCCCGGGAACGCGUCUGAAACGGGGGCAACGGACAAGAAACAAAGAAAGAAACCCAAAGAGAAGCCCCCUGCCUCCACCCCGGCAACGUCGGCACCCCAAACGAAGGAAGCCCCCUCUUUAAUAAAAAUCCCCCCCAAGAAAACAAGUAAACCCGCGAGCGCACACAGUUUGGGGCUCAAGGCGACGUUGAGGAAGGGUCUGCCGACUAAACGAGGCAAAUAGCUGGCCGGGAUCGGCUCCGUAGAAGAACCUCUGUUUGCAGGCCCCUGCUUCUCCCGCCCGAUCGCCAAACAGGCCCCUCCGCGUCGGGAGCGGCUUUUAGAUUAGAGCGCGUCUCCAGAAGGCAGGAUAUCUGGGGGGUUUGGGGGUCCCAGGAGAUGCCUUCUCCUCCAGGAUCCCACCAGAGCGCACCCACAGACUUUGGUCGGACGUCAUAUACAAUGUUUCAGACUGUCGCCGUGCGUCAACGCACAACUCCACCAUCACUAACCCCGCUUGUUACGCGCAUAAAGCUAAUGGGGCGGAAUAAUCUAAACUCACUCCCCUGUCUGGCUUCCGGCAUCCUCCGCGGUUUAGGAACCACAGAAAUUAGAAUCAUGUAUGUGUACAUAGUCAUGCGGUCACGUGAUACGUGUAGCAUGCUGGCGAACCAGGCCUUCCUACCCGUUGCCAGGAGUAACUCCUGGCGUGCUGCAUUCACGUCGGGCUCCAACACGACUAAGGAGCUUCUGGAACACGUAGUGCUUCGUAAAGUACCCUCUUCGAAUUGUAAGCUCUUGGGGUCAGAGGGUUGGAGGCAUCUGCGCAUCUCGUGUCCCAAGCAGAAGGCAGCGGAUGUGAAUAUUUACACACUUGGAUGCACUUUUACUAGUUGAAGUAAUUGCACUAGACCGUGUCACAGAGUCGGCACACGCGUGUCAGGGUUCCCGGUGGAGUCGGAGUGCCGUGUAGUGGGUCUCGCGUGUGACGGGCGUUUUAUUAUUGGUACGCGGCUCCUCCGUUAGGCUGCUUGUGUAUUUUUUAUGCGUGCAAUAAAUUAGGGUGUGUUUUUUUUUUAGAUUUCGUGGCCGGCAGGGACCACGCUCCCGAAGGGUUAACGCCGGAUGUGUCACGUUCUAUCUGUUCAAUAAAACAAAUAUUUCAAUUUAACAAAAAAAAAAA